Messenger RNA from Lepisosteus oculatus (spotted gar), 2511 nucleotides. It is a transcript of the gene tmem208, whose product is annotated as transmembrane protein 208. Gene Ontology annotation, cellular component: intracellular membrane-bounded organelle. The record is from RefSeq and is a predicted model, not a curated record. Gene Ontology annotation, biological process: vacuolar protein processing. NCBI's taxonomy places the organism in Eukaryota, Metazoa, Chordata, Actinopteri, Semionotiformes, Lepisosteidae.
GGUGUGCGCCGGAAGUGUUGUCAGCUAAUGCUGAUGUGUUAAAUUUAAGGAAAGCUUAAGUUUCUGUUAUAUCGGUUACAUUUCAACCUGUUUUUUUUUUUAAUUGUGGAAUUUGAUGUCAACAAGUCGGCAAUAUUUACAAGCCGGUAUUAUAAGAGGGGUUGGAUCACUUAGAGGAUGGCGCCUAAGGGUAAGGUUGCCACAAAAGGCAAAAAGCAGAUCUACGAAGACAAUGCGGCCACACUGAAGUUCUAUACGCGGGUCAUUUUAGGAGCCAAUGCGAUAUUUGCUGCUGUGAACCUCUUACUUUUUUCUAGUUCUGCAUCAUUUUGGACAUGGGCCUUGCUGGUGUUUGCGCUGAUGGUGUAUGGAGCCAGCUAUCGGUCCAUGUCUGCGAUGGCGAAACCCACGUUCUCCGAGGACGGCACCCUUCUGGAUGGGGGAAUAGACCUCAACAUGGAGCAGGGAAUGGCAGAGCACCUGAAGGAUGUGAUUUUACUAACAGCCAUUGUGCAGGUCCUCAGCACAAUAUCUAUGUACUUCUGGUACCUUUGGCUCUUGGCCCCAGGGAGAGCCCUCUAUCUCCUGUGGGUGAACUUCCUGGGACCCUGGUUUUCGGCUGAGUCCCCAGCUGCCAACGAGGAGGUGAACGAGAAGAAGCAGAGAAGACAGGAGCGACGACAAAUGAAAAGAUUCUAACUCCGAGUUACUGGUUUUUAUAAAUAGCAUAUAUACACAAGGCAUACAGAAGUGAGAGUCUAUCCAUUUUAAAUUAUUCAGAAAGAUUUUUUUUUGGGGGGGGCGUAGAGCUUACAGAAAUAAAGAUCUUACUGGUGUACACUUGACAAGACAAGAAGGAUUUGUUUUAAGGCAUUUGUCCAUGCCUGUGGAGACAGUGCUGGAUACCCAUGGGGAUCAAAAGGAAAGGAGGAAAUAAAUGCCCUGAAUGCACAUAUUAAUUCAUCUGAGCAGUACAGGGACAUCAGUUACACGGUGAUACUGGUAUUUCUACUGUGUCUUAUGCAACAACUAUACACAGGAGCACUGUUUCACCCAUUCAAUAGCAGAAAGCUGCACCCCAGGGCCAGUUCCAGAACACUGGGGCUGCUAGUCUGGACUCAACCCUGGAGGGGAUGCCCUCCUUCAUAUGGCACCCAUACAUGCUAGGACACUGCAGCAGUUUAGAGAUGCUGCCCAGGAUUACACUGCUGGUAUUGUAUAAAUUAACUUAUAUCACACUGCCAUGCCGAGCCUGAAGACCGUUACCCCACGACUAUAAUGAUUUUAAUAAUACUGACCGUCGCAUCAGUACAGGGUGAGUCAAAAUGCUGUCGGCAACUUUGACAGUUUAUUCCAAAUUAAUUACAAUGGUUACUGUGACAAGGUUUCAAACGAAAGCAUAAAUAUCAAAGUUUCUAAUGGUUACCUUACAAUCCUUCGCCAUCUGUGGAGGAGAAAAUGAAACUUUAGUAAAAUAAUUGGCAUUUAUACUUGUCGACAUCAUUUUGACUAGCCCUGUAUUAUUGGAGUUGAUGUUUCUUGGAUGACUGAAUGGAUUCAGCCAAACAGAUUGGUAUCUGAUUUUGAGGUUCAAAAAGGCGCAUUAAGGUGCCCUUUUAGUUAUGUUAGCAUAAUUUGUGUCUGGGACACCAUACUGUAAUUAUCAGGGCUUUAAAAUUGUGGAAUCUGUGGAGCUGCACUGUUUUGCUUUAAGUAAUACUGUCAUGCUUUAAGUAAUGGUCUUAGUAUAACUUUAUUGGUUUGAAACCAGAAAAAUGUUUUUUUUCUUCACAUGAUUUGUUCAUUUCUGCUGUUCACAUUGUUACUAUACAUUAAAUAGCUACUGUCUUACUAAGCAGUGCCUUUGAUAUCCUACAAACUCAAAGUGGUUGAAAUUGAAAUCUGUUAAAUAAUAGAAAGUUUGAAAAGCUUUCUGGUGAAACUGUUAAAUGAUUAGUGCUAUUUUAAUUUUAAUUUUUAAUUUUUUGGUUUAUAUACACAGUUGCAUGUGUUACACUCUUCAGUCAAAACCACAUGCCUGUUAGUGCUCACAAAAAAUGGACAAACAUGUUGACAGAUGCAUUUUGCACCUUCUUGGAUAUAAUUCAUGGUGGUCAUUAGGGUGCAUUAAUGGACUCAUAUAUGGUGCUUAAAUCCAAAUAUUAAAGGCAAUUUAACAGGUUCUUGCAGACCAAAUGAUUGUGCCCCUGUAGCGGUUCUCAAUUUUACUUUUUUUUAAUGAAUCAUUGCCUCCAUCCCAUAUUUCCUUAAAGAAAUGCUUGCCUAUUGCAUUCAUCUGUCAGGAAUCAGUAUUGGGUCAUAUUUUAUAGCGCUAUUGUUCUCAGCUUGCAAAAUACAUAUGCGAGGUCUGUACCUUUUUCUGCAGAUUGCAGAACACGGGGAAAAGCAUGAUUCGCGGAGCCGUCUCGGCACGGCGUGAUAAAGUGUAAUGUCUUAAUGUAAAUAGAAAAAAAAAGCUGUUUCAAUAAAAAGACAAUUAUCUGCUCGGUU